This is a messenger RNA of Gasterosteus aculeatus aculeatus (three-spined stickleback), 2122 nucleotides long. RefSeq lists its product as uncharacterized. The record is from RefSeq and is a predicted model, not a curated record. Lineage: Eukaryota; Metazoa; Chordata; Actinopteri; Perciformes; Gasterosteidae.
AUUCGAGACAUUUUUUAAUGGUUACAUGGUUAAUUUGAUCCCGAAAGAUCUUUGAUCGAUAGUUUAUGAACGUUAUUAUUUAUCAAGGCACUGUUAAACUGUGAUGUAAUGUUACUUAGUGCAUCUACACAGUACUUUUUACUGCACUACCCUUCUAGUUAAACAAAAAAAAAAGAUUAUUUAUGUAAUAUAGAGUACACUACCAAGCAUUUUUUAAUAAUUUGAAAUAGCUCCACACUUAAAAACAGAAGUGACAGCACAUCUAUCCGUGAGUGUGCUGACUGCUUAUUGACAUUAGGGUUAAUGUUCAAUGCUUGUUUCUGAGUCUAAACUGAUUAGAAAAACAGCUGUGCUUUCAGACAAAUGUAUCUGUUCAAACAGGUUAUUAAAGCCUAUAGCUGCUGCAAUAUUUGUGUUGCAUAUCUAUUUUUCAUUAGACAGUGUUUAAUGCUGCUGAGCCACACUUAAGGGCUUUCACUCUUGGAGCAUAUUCGAGGCACUUUACUUUAUUAAUUGAAUUUCAUUUAACGGUAUGCCUUUUCUUCUUCUUUCUUUUCUUCUUCCUGAAUACUUCCUCCCCUACUAUGUGUUUUUGUCCACCUACAGCUCUAGAAUAGCUUCAUGUUGGGUGACGAUCUUUCCGGGGGGCAAAUAAACACUCCAGGGGUCAGAGACACGGAUAACGAGCAGACAGCCAGACGACCCGCAGCCAUGAUCCUGACGGGUCGCUCUCUGUGUCUUCCGUCUCGAGCCACAGUCCAGGAGCUCUUCUCCGUGGCUCGAGACGCCGGCGUCGUCCCCGAUAUCUCCUUGGAUCCCGUCCUCACCACCUUCCUCUCGCUGGACUCCUCGGCCGCUCUGCAGCACCAACACGCCUCCUCGCGGCGCAGCAUGAGCGGGGAGCUGCAGGCCGCAUUCGGCCUCAACUUGAGCAGAGAGCUGGGAGGCAGUGCCCGGGUCACCGGUGGAGGGGUCGGGGUGGUUGCUCUGGCUCUGUCUUUGCUUUUUGACCAGGUUGCCCAACAAGUCCGAGCUCAAGGAUCCACUGGGGGGAACCGACCCGCUCCCAGACCCCAGCCCAGGAGGAUCUUUGGCAUCAGCAGUGCUUCGAGAAUUGGCCGGAUUGUCCACAGCUACCUGCGCCUCAUCCCCGGCAUCGCCAACGACCACGAGAAGAUGGCCGAGGCCACGGAGCUUCACGACGACUGGCUGAAUCUGGAGCUGAUCGACCACUACGAGAGGAUGACCACGAGGAAGAGGAUGAGCUCGGUGUCUAUGCAGCAGUGGUUGGCGGGAGCGGCGUUUCAUCUACACGUGAGGAUUCACCAGGUUCGCCUGAAGUCUGUGCCCCGGGGAUCCGUCGAGUCUCUGCGUCUGUCUUAUAAGACGGCGUUGAGCCGCCUGGUCCAGGGCUACACCGUCUAUCUGCACAGCAACAUCAAGGAGACUCCGGCGGGUGGACCGGGACAAACUAACACAUUAAGCAGAACCAAUACAAGCAAAUGCAUUUUUAAUAGCAGCCUGGCCAGUGACUCGACCGAUACGUUUAACAGGACGACGUCGGCCAACUCGAGUGCUGACGUUAGCAGAGGCCGCGAAACGGACUUUGGACUCGAUGUGCCAAAGAGAAGAAAUGAAACCACCGCCCGGGUUGUGGUAAACACGGAGUGUCCCGACAAUGCGACGCACGUGGAUGUUCAGGGGCUGUUAGUCAUCGAGCCGGGGAGGAACGUGACUCACAAAGUCCAGCAUCACCCCUGUGAGUCUCCGGCCUUACAACAAGCUUUGGUGACUCGUAUUAUCAAUGCUCAGGACCUGGAGCGGAACAGACACUUCUUCCUGUACUCUGAGAAGUUCUUCCACAACCUCCUCUCGCAGAAGGACGACUUUGAGCUGAAGACUAAUUAGAAAUUUGAAAUGGGCCUUGUCAGCUGAUUUCACUUACUGUAUUUCUUCUACUGAAAAAUACAUUAAACCACAUUUAUACUUCAUCUAUAUAUCACCUUUAUGCUGCUGUAAUGAGAGUUACCUGAAGUAAAUCCCUUAAAAAAGCUCCAUUGUUAAUAAAACUGGAUUAUGUUAAUACCGCAUUUUAUCAAAACAUGACAAUAAAUACAGGUUA